This is a messenger RNA of Chrysochloris asiatica (Cape golden mole), 2016 nucleotides long. RefSeq names its product solute carrier family 6, member 16 (gene SLC6A16). Bases 1 to 2016 code for a protein of 671 amino acids. Gene Ontology annotation, biological process: sodium ion transmembrane transport. NCBI's taxonomy places the organism in Eukaryota, Metazoa, Chordata, Mammalia, Afrosoricida, Chrysochloridae. The record is from RefSeq and is a predicted model, not a curated record. Gene Ontology annotation, cellular component: membrane. The transcript is spliced from 13 exons.
AUGGGAGAUGUCUCUCACUGGAAAAAAGGAUCCUCAUCUGUGAAGCUGCAAGUGACAAAGAAACAGAAUGAGGAUCUCAUUCGUCCACUCUGGUCUAACAAGACUGAGUAUAUCCUAGCCCAGCUGGGCUACUCCAUGGGGUCAGUCAGUCUCUGGACCUUUCAUACCCUGUGGCUUUCCAACGGAGGCCUGUUCAUCAUCUUAUACAUCCUUAUGCUGCUCUUAAUCGGAAUCCCUCUCCUUUUCAUGGAGAUGGCAUUUGGUCAGAAGGUGCGAAAGGGCAACCUUGGUGUAUGGAAGUUCACCAGCCCCUGGAUGACUGGUUUGGGUUAUACCAGCUUCAUGGUAUGCUUCCUCCAAGGCUUGUUGGUCAAUAUAAACAAUUGCUGGACCCUCUUCUAUUUGAGCCAGUCCUUCCAGUUUCCUCAUCCAUGGGAUAACUGUCCCUUAGUGAAGAACUCCAGUCAGUUUGAUGCUGAGUGUGCACGGACUACACCCACCAUAUACUUCUGGUUCCGCAAGACCUUGAAGGUUUCAGACACAUUUGAGCAUCAUGGACGGCUCAACACCGAUUUGAUUCUGUGCCUCUUAGUGGCUUGUUGUCUUCCAUGUGUUAUCUCGAUCAGUGGGCUCAAGUCCAUCGGGAAGGCAAUGUAUGUCUUGGUGUUGCUUCCCUAUUUCAUCAUCUUUUGCUUCCUAAUCUGGAGUCUACUACUGGAAGAUGCAUUGUUUGGCCUUAAACAUUUGCUGACUUUCAAGGAGGUAUCGAUUAUGGACUUCAUAGCACUUUUUCACGAAGUAGGGUACCACCUUUUGUUUUCCCUGGGCCUAGGCCUUGGCAUCAUUGCAUCCUUCUCCUCGUACAUGCCCUCAUCCAACAACUGUCUCACUGAUGCCUUUGCAGUGGCUCUGAUCAACCUGUGCACCUUGCUGUUUAUCACAACAGUCACCUUUUCUGUUACGGGCUUCUGGGCCAGUAUCAUCUCACAGCGCUGCAGAGAGAAGAAUGUUGAAACACUCCUGAAAUUGAUAUCCUUGGGGGUACUACCUCCUGAAGCCAAGCCCCCUGCAAAUGUGCUUCAUAACCCAAGCUCUUCAUACACCACUUGGCUAGAAAGCCUUCCUCAUUCUAUCAAGAAGAUAAUAGUCAGCAAGGUGUCUGACUGCGACAUAAUGGAUCAGCUUUCAAAGAUUAAGGAAGGCACACGAUUUGUGUACCUAGUCUUUGUGGAAGCCAUGUCAUUCGUUCCUGGGUCCUCCUACUGGUCCAUCCUCUUCUUCCUUAUGUACCUGUUCAUGGGGAUGACUACCAUGGUCGGGGUCAUGCAGGGCAUCAUAACUCCACUUCAGGAUACCGUCUCUCUCUUCAGAAAACAUCCAAAGAUGCUCAUAGUGAGUGUCUCUGUGCUCAUGUUCCUGUGUGGCCUCUUCUUCACUCGACCUUCGGGCUACUACUUCAUGACCCUGCUGAGUAGCUGCUGGUUAAAUCUUUCCACCCUCCUUCUCAUCACUUUGGAAAAUGUGUCUAUAGUCUGGGUCUAUGGAGCCACAAGGUUCUUUGCAGAGUUGAUGACCCUGAUGGACCGCCCCAUCUCUUUCAUUUAUCGCUUCCUGUUGGGCUUUCUGUGUCCUUUCAUGCUGAUAUUCCUGUUUGGGGGCACCGUGGCUCACAUAAGUAUACAGAGCUUCGUCUACCUGGCCUGGGACUCAAACACUUCAAAAGAAGUGACUCAAAAAUACCCACCAUGGGCGUUCAACUUGAUAGUCAUCUUAGUUGUCACUGUCUUCCUGCCCAACUUUAUAUGCUUUAUGUACUACCUCAUCACUAGGAUCCUCAUCAGCUCCAUCCAGCGGGUUGGGGGUCUUAUAGUGUCCAAAUCCCUGGCUUCAAGGGGCCAGAAUCUCAAGCUGGAAGCUGCAUAUUUUGGUCUCCAGCAUUUGUUGGAUACCAAGGGACCCAGCCCUCAGCCCCUGCCGUUGGGGAAAGCAGGUGUCGAACUCCUGACCCGCAUCUAG